This is a messenger RNA of Clonostachys byssicola, 4572 nucleotides long. Lineage: Eukaryota; Fungi; Ascomycota; Sordariomycetes; Hypocreales; Bionectriaceae. The record is from the annotation of a GenBank genome assembly.
AUGGAGAACGGCGGUCUCGAGCCCGAUCUUUCGGAGGCGAUCAUCCCUACGCCCAUCGCGCAGCUCCAGCCAGGCCUUUCAGAUACCGCAUCACAUGUUGUCGAUGGUGAAGUGACUAUCACAUGGCCAUUCAGCAUUGUCACCAAAUCCGUUGCGUUCAAGCUCGCCGAACACGAUUUCCUGCUGCGACGCAACAAAGGCCAGGUACGAGUGGAAUUCCAUGGCGCCGCGGGAAAGGCAGUCGCCGCGACUGGAAUUGGAGGUGGUGAUAAGGUUCGGCUCAGUUUGGCCGGGGUUGAAUGGACCGAGGGAGCACCUGCAUCGACGCGACCAGACACGCUCCAAUGGCAGAUGAACUUCUCGAGUAGGCUGCGCAUGCGGGUUCGCAGGGCAGACAGCCAGGAAGAAGAAAUUAUCAACGUCGAUUCCUCCGACAGCAUCGAAAACGAUUCACCAUUGACUGAACUCACAGCGCCGUCAGUUUCUGAACUCGAACCCUCGAUCCCAAUACCAAACGAUACGCCCCUAAAGCCGGCGAUUUAUCCACGAGCCGGGCUUGAAGCCCCCUUGACCGGAAAGCGUCAAGUUUCGGAAGCUUUCGAUACAGACGAAUAUGCAUCUCCUGCUUACUUGAAACGUGCUAGAAUAUCAUAUGGAUCACUGUUCGAGGGUGGUUUGGAUAUAUUUGACGAGCACGAUGAUGAUGUACCGAGCAAGAAGAGGGAUAAAAAGCGGCCGCGCUUCAGCAUGAAUGCCAAUUGGAAAUACACCAGUCGUACCCCUAGCCCCGAGCCUGAACAUUCGCCCGAGGUCGAACCUGAACCACUGGCAGGAAACAAGGAUGCCCAUGAGGUUCUAAUGGAAACGCCAUCGCGGCUCCCAGUGGCAGGCAAGGAAGGACAAGAUGGGAGUUCAAAAGCUUCAGCCUCGCCUGUUCCGUCAAAAGCUACUGAAACAAAGGUUCUAUCGCCUCAAAGAGCUUCGACACCUAAUUCACCUUGCCCACCAAGCAUACCAAGAACGGAACCCGAGGAGGAGCCACAAAAUUACACUGAGCAAAACUUGAAAUCCUCUGGGGAUACAGAUCCUUCCCUUCAAUUGGCAGAAGUGGAUGCUCAAAGCGAGCUAGAAAAGACCAGCGCAGAACCUGACAGCCUCCCUCAUAACGAUGCGCCAAAGCCACACGAUAUUAUGGAUCAAUUUCUACAUGAUGCAAUUGACCCAGCUCUCACUGACGAGGCAGGAGAAGCCGCCGAUCUAGUUCUGGAAAAUGAUGCUGGAAGGUUUUUGGAAGAUCACGACCUACAGUUUGCCCCUAUGCCCACAUAUGCGGAGAGCCAGCCACCAAUGGGUAGUUUUUCUCAUCUACCCAAUGGCGAGCCGCAUGUAAAUCAUUCAUUCUCGGCCUUCCCAACACAGUCCAAUGACUGGCUACCUAUGUCUUCAGCGCCUGUUUAUCCACCGAUACCAGCAUCGAAUAGCUUCAACAACCCUGUGGAAAUCAUCGACAGCUCUUCGGAUGAAGAACAAUCUUCAGAUGAAGGGGAUGCCGAACGCGAGGAUGAUGAGGGUCAGUUGCGAGGAAGCUCUCUGAAAAGCGAGGGUGAAGACUCAGAUCACAGCCACAUGGAAGACAGUGAGCAAGAAGCCCUACAGCAAGGCAGGGAGGACUUUCAGAUGGACGACAAUGAGUCUGAAGAAGGUACAGAUGUUGCUGGGGAGGACUAUGAUCUGAGAAAUUAUGACGAUGCCCAAGAUGAUGAUAGUGCCGGGAGUGAGAGUGAAGAGGAGGGCCUGCAUAGGCCAAAUGGAGCUGGACAUCUCCUCAACAUGGCAGAUGAACAGAGCAGCCACUUCAUCAAUGAACAUGGAUCUCUGAAUAAUGGAGAGAUUAGAAGUCCUGCCAGGGCUGCUGGGUUGGUACCUGUGGAUGGGCAGGCUGAUUCUGAUUCCGAGUCUGAAGAGGAGGACGAAGAUGACGAGGAACAGGAAGAAGAGGAGUACUAUGAAAGAGAGGAAGGCAACGUUCAUGGGUAUGAGGAAGAAGAAUAUUAUGAAGAGGGCGAGGAAGAGUAUGAGGAGGAAGACGAAGAGGAAUAUGGGGAGGAGGCAGACAACUCAACACCACCGCCUCCACAAGAACCGGUAUUUAUCGACCUUAUGUCAGACUCAGACGACGAAGAUGAGCUCGAUCAGCAAGAACCCCACAAAGAGGAGCCAGAGGCGAAGGGAAGUGCAGAUGCACAUGAACCAGAUACAUCUGCAAUCUCCGCCCACCAAGAGGAAGCUCUGAGCGAAAACGAGGAAUCACAAGACACGAAUCUAGCAUUUACGCAAGGCACUACCACUACAGAGGAAACGGCUUCAAUUAACGUGGAUGCAUCCAAGCAACCAAUUCCAGCCCACCCAGAUCAGUCAAACCACAGCGCGACAGAACACAGUGUUGUUACCGUCCUAGAAACACUAGUCAGUUCGGGCAAACAAUCACAAUCACAAUCGAAUCCACUAGCGGCUACAGAUCUAGAACCGCAUGUCGAUUCAAUCACACAUUAUGAAGAGAGCCAGGAGACGGUCACAAUCUCUAACGGGCAAACACAAACUCAAACAGUGGUCGGUCUGGGCGAGCAGAGUCCAGAAAUCCAACGUGCUGAAAUGGAGUCUCAAGUCACAGAGAGCCAAGAGAUAGAAAGCAAAGGUAUGAGAGCUGAAAUCUCUUCCCCUUCCUUUGAGGAUGCUACAAGUCAGGAGAAAGAUGGGUCAACCCAAGAACAGCUUGACGUGGAUAUGGAUGUUCCGCCAGCCGUAGAACAGGGAGGUCCUACAUUUACCACUCAUAUGGAACAAUCCUUCACCGCAGACACACCAGAACAGCCAGCCACAGGCGAUUUACCACCCACAGAGCCAACUCAGGGGUCACCAGUCUCAGCCUCCAAACCGAGUGGGCUUUCGGCCACCGAUGAAAACAUGGGGGCGAGUAUAGGCAAAGCAUCAUCCCCGAUGACUGAACAGACAUCACCCAAACUUGUAGAAAGUGUCUCUGCAGAAAUCACUUCAAACAUCGCCGUCGCGCCAACUGGCCAGGUUCCUACAGUGGAGCUACCUGCUGCUUUAACCCCUAAUGCCGAUGGAAAAGACCUGCCUAAUGACAGCGCAGGCGAAGAUACAGCGAUGCAAGAGGCAUCUCUCAUAGUAGAGGAGACACAUCAAUUGGAGUCUCUCCAACAAACGGACCCUGUACAGGAUGAGAUUGAGGUCAAGGAUGGUUUAGACUCGCUACCUCCAACCGAGAUUUCUCAGCAGGCGCAAACAACAGAUGAAGUGGCACAACCAGUUGCAGGUACGGUCGAGGUGGAGGAGGUAAUAUAUGUGGAGAGAGCAGAGGAGGAUAUGGAGCCGCACGAAUCGCCACCAAAUGAUGCUAUGGAUAUUGACCAGGUCGAUGAUGAGCAUGAUCACGACGCAGAAUAUUCUUUUGCGGCUGAGCAGCAAAUCAUAUCAGAGUCACAGGGGUAUCAAGACAAACCCAUGACCGAUACUCUUCAGCCUGAGGCUGAUACUGCCACGUCUGUUCCCAGUGAGCCCGUGGAGAAGAAGAAAGCUACGGCAAAGCCAGAGCAGGAAAUGUUAAUUACGGUGCAGUCUUUGCGCAGCCGCGGACAUCGCAAGAGUUUGUCCUCUGACUCGACGAGCACGCACAACCAGGAUCCCAGUAUUUUGCUUGCAAAGGCCAACACGGGAGCGGCUGAACCCGAACCACGUCGAAAACAUAAGACUCCCCCAGUCAUUCAUACAGGUCGGAUCACCCGCAGCCAGGUGGAAGCUGGUGUGGGCCAAACGGCGGGGUCUCCACAUACGCCAACGAGGAGCACGCGACUUGGUGCUACGCCAGAGACGCCCCACGGAAGUCAAGCGUCAGGGGCCACCCGGAAGGGUCGAAGCAAGUCGCCGGCCUCGACGUCGGAGCUGUUGAAGACGCCUUCGGUGGCCGGGUCCCCAGCAGCUGCCGCUGCCGCAGAUGGCGAGCCAAUCUCCGAAUUGAAGCUACGUUUGUCGAGGGAUCUUCGAACCAACUUGGGAGACUUUACCCCCCUCAAGUCGCUCCGAAUGGCAUCGAAGAUGACGAACAUCCUUGCCAUUGCUACGAGGACCCCUCCGCAGCCAUCACGGCCGAAGAACGGCCCGCGCGACUACAUGGUUGAGCUGAUACUUACAGAUCCAUCAUGUGCACCGUCCACCGUCGUGGUUGCGCACUUCUUCCGCCCGCACCAGGCAGCCCUGCCGACGGUGCAUGUGGGCGAUGUGGUGCUCCUGCGUCAAUUCCAGAUUGUGUCGGUUAGAAAGCGCGGCUUUGGGAUCCGAACCUCAGAGGAGUCGGCCUGGGCCGUCUUCGAGAAGGAUGACGAGGAGCAGAUCCCUCAGAUCAAGGGCCCCCCUGUCGAGCCCUCCGACGCUGAGGUGUCAUAUGCGGAGGGUCUUAGACGCUGGUGGACACUCUUGGAUGAUAAGGUCAAGACCAAGAUCGAGAAAGCUACGGAGAAGACGGUCCAGCUUGGGGCCCGUGACGAAAAAUAA